Messenger RNA from Zonotrichia leucophrys gambelii, 3055 nucleotides. It is a transcript of the gene RABIF, whose product is annotated as RAB interacting factor. Gene Ontology annotation, molecular function: guanyl-nucleotide exchange factor activity; zinc ion binding. The transcript has 2 exons. Gene Ontology annotation, biological process: small GTPase-mediated signal transduction; post-Golgi vesicle-mediated transport. Gene Ontology annotation, cellular component: cytosol; membrane. Bases 7 to 435 code for a protein of 142 amino acids. The record is from RefSeq and is a predicted model, not a curated record. NCBI's taxonomy places the organism in Eukaryota, Metazoa, Chordata, Aves, Passeriformes, Passerellidae.
CUCGCCAUGGCGGCGCCCUGCGCGGAGAUGGAGCCGGCGGCGCCUCCGGCCUCUGCCCCCGCCGCUCCCGCGGCCGCGCCGGGCUCGGCCGAGCUCGUGUGCGCGCAGGGCCGCAACCUGCGGGCCGUGCUGUGCCAGCGCUGCGGCUCCCGGGUGCUGCUGCCCGGCGCCGCCACCUUCGCCCGCCGAGAGCUCCUCCUGCCCGCCAUGAGGAAGAAGGCGGCGGCGGCGGCGACGGGAGGCGGCGGGGACGUGCUGCGGGAGCACUGGCUGGUGCGCGACAUGUUCUCCUUCGAGAACGUGGGCUUCACCCGCGACGUGGGCAACGUCAAGUUCCUGGUGUGCGCCGACUGCGAGGCGGGGCCCAUCGGCUGGCACUGCCUGGACGACAAGGACAGCUUCUACGUGGCGCUGGAGCGCGUGGCCCACGAGUGACGCCGGCCCGCGUGGGAGCCGGGCCCGACCCUCGGGAGCCCCCGCAGCCCCGCGGGGCCGGGCAGCCCUGGACUGACCGCGGCCUGGCUGGCCGCAGCUUGCCUCUGCUCCCCGUGUGACCGACCCACGGCUCCACUGCCACCCCUUUCCCAGAUCCACAGCUGAGCAGCGCCAGGAAUCGCAGCCCUGGCACGGCCGGCUCCUCACUGCACCCACACGGGAAGAGUGUUGGUGGUGGGAGGGUCCCUGUGCCCUGCAGGGACAGCUCACCCUGGCACCUUUGCCACAUAGCCCAACCUGCCCCAGUCUGGCUGCUCUGCCGCUUCCCUGGUGGCUGCUGUUGCUCCGGGGGCUGAGGUGUCUCUCGUGACACCGUGUGAAUGGGGCACUGGGACAGGGCCUGCACUGACAGCACUGCUGCACUGAGUCAGUGUGGCAGCUGAAACUGCCUGACCUGCAGCCACAGCAGUUCCAGGGCUUAAGGCUGAGUCUUCUGUUGAUUUUCAGAGGGAAUGUUUGCUGCCCCAAGCUCUAACAUUUAUGUUCUCCAAAACCUCAUCCCACCUGACAGCUGUGGUACCUGAAGUGAGUGUGAGGCAUUCCAGCUAAAGUGUGCAGUCCUAUUAACUGAGUACUUGGGAACAAACACAGGUAGAAUGUGCAGACAGCAUAAGCUGAUAGAGCAGCAAACAAAGAAAAUGUGCCAGACCAUGGAGCUUUCAGGCAGCAAGAGGGAAGAGAUUCCAGCCUGAAAAGCCCCUGAAUCAUUGGACAGGCAGUGCUGAGCAUGUCAGAACAUAUGAGUGUGUUAAACAGUGAUGUCAGGAAGGAAUUUCUCUUCUGUAAAAGCUGGUGGUCAGAGUGAUCUGGGAUAUUGUGACCAGUUUUGGUUUCUGCCUUUUAAAAGCUGGGCACAGAGCUGAUUAAAGAUGGAAGGUGGCUGCAGCAGCCAUGGUUCUCCCUGCAUUUAUCACUGCUGGUAAUCAUGGCCCAGCUCAUUCUCCAUUGCUGAGCCCUGUGUGAGUUGUCCAGGGGUGCUUUGGGCUUGCUGGUGCUGUGCCUCUCUGUGGGACACAUCCCUGUCCAUACCCCCUAAAGCCCUUGGGUCCUAACCCAGCUGGGCAGGCGUGGCUGUCACCGUGCUGGGUGAUGGAUUUGUUUGUGCCACCAAGCUCAAGGUUUAGGGUAGGGUGCUGCCCCAAGGCUGUAGGAAGAACCUUUCCCUUGCCCCUCUAAUGAAACAAUUUUGCUGGCAGGGCUCUGUAGGGCAGGCAGAGCCUCAGAUGAGUCUCCCAGAGGAGGCAUCCUGACAGCAGGAGGGGCAGAAACAAAUCCCUUCUUCCUGCAGUGCUUGAGCACCUGCACUUCUAUGAUUUGGAGACACUGCCUCAAUUUAUGGCCUGGUGUCAGGAACCUCUGCUGUGGGCAGUCAGGAUUUAUCAGGGCAGGGAGAGAGGCACAGCAACUGAGAGAGAGCACUGUGGUCUGAGGGCUGAGGAGCAGGAGGCAAAUCCUGUCCUGUGUCCUUGCUAAAUGUAUCAGAUGGACAUUUGUCAUGGAAACUGCUUCUUCCCUCCUGCCCUUCCUGUCUCUUAGCCCUAAGCCCCAGGACUGCACAGGUUCACCAAGGAGAUGUGCCCCAAAGGACAGGAGAGCUUCACUCGGGUUCUGCACCCAUGGCAAAAUGUGGGAUCACAUCACUAAUUUCACACUUUCAUUUGGAUUGUUGUCUCUUAGGAUAUGUGUUCUGACCUGAAAUACCCCAGUUACAGUCCGUGUUACUUAAAUCUGCUGCACUGCUCACCCCUCAUUUUGAAGGAGCCACUGUGCAGAACAGACUGGAAAUCAGCUUGAGUACCACUGAGUAAAUGACCUCCAAGAAAUGGCACCUGUGGAUUCCUGAGCAGUGGGUGGCACUGGGAGGAGCUGGGGGUGGUGGCAGCUUCCCCAGAUGGUAGAACAGCCCUGGAGAGAUAGAUGGGAGAGCUCAGGUCAAAGCCUUCACAUUGGAAUGGCAGCAGCUGAAAUCCACCUCAGCACAGCCCUGAGUGCUGGGAGCUCCUGCUCCCCUUCAGGGAGAGGGGAGCUGAGUCCUGCAUGGAUCCAGGCGUGCUUUCUGCUGGCUCUUAAAUACUAAAUAGGAUCACACAGGCUUGAAAUGAUAAGAAGAAAUGAACAGUGUGAUGGCAAUUCUUGGGAAGAAGCUUUUGUACCAUGAGAUCUUGGGUGUCAUUCAGCCUCAGCAGGGUCUGGGUUCCUGCAGCCCAUGAGAAACCCCUGCAGUGCUGGUGGCACAGAGAUCUGGGGCAGGUUUUGGGACAGCUGUGCAGCCCAGCUCUCAGCCAGCACCUGGGCUAAUUCAUGUUCCCUGAGGUGACUGAGAAUUUCAGGGGGUGGGCAGGAGGUGGGGGAAAGCAGCAUCACUGUGUGGGAUUUGAGCUCAGGCAGCUCCUCUGUGCCUUCAUUUAGUGGAGCUGUGGGGAGGAGUGUCCCAGGCAGCAGACACGCCUGGGGGAAGAGCUGCUGCUGCUGCACCGGACACAUCACCAGGUCUGGGCUCUGCUGAAGCUGCACCGUUCCUGUGUCAAUGAGAGCUAAUAAAAAUUCACAUAGACUCACA